CAGAAAAUGCAGGAAAACGGGAACUUGGAGUAUUCAUACAAAUGUGAUUAACUAUGUUGGAAGCCAACCAUAGCAUAAAAAAAAAUAUUAGCUAUAGUCCGAGACAUUGAAGGUAGAGUACCAACCACUUCACCUUCCAAAAACUCUCUCUCCUCAUCUAUCUCAGGCUCCUCCAACAGUGUAGACUCAUGUAGCUUUCAAUUCCCAUAUCUACAAUCUCAAAAUUCCCUUCACUUUUUCUUCUCCUGAAUCAAGGUGAACAAACUCUCAUAAUGGAGGAGGGUCAAUGUUUGAUGAGGAGUAAGAGAAAGUACUCUUUGAGCUCUAGUCUUCAUGGUUCUUCUACUGAUUACCCUUCCUAUGAUGAUCACUCAUGGGAAGAGCAAGCCUUUGCUAAAGAUGCUGCUUGGUCUGGUUGUGUGUGGCCACCACGAUCAUAUUCUUGUACCUUUUGCACAAGGGAAUUUAGGUCAGCACAAGCUUUAGGAGGUCAUAUGAAUGUUCACAGAAGAGAUAGAGCAAGACUAAAGCAGCCACAUAGCCCUCAGAAUGAAAUCCUCAAUUAUGAUCCUGAGAAAACUCAAGCCCAGAAUUCGGUUCAAAUUUCUUUCACUUCAUUGGGUUACUUAUACCCACCUUCUAUCACUGGAUUGCCUCAUAACACUAACCCUAAUUCUGAUCCUUAUUCUCAUGUUGUUGCUUCCCCUUCCAAAGUUUUAGGCGCACCAGUUAACAAGAGAUGCAGAGAGAAACCCCAGAUUCCACAAUACAAUAGUUCUUCAAUUUUCAAAGGAUGUCAUGAGUCUCCUCCUUCUCUUUCUUCCAAAUCCUGGCCAAAUUUAACUGAUGACUUCAGAUUUUGUUCGAGUAGGCUCGAUCUUGAAGCUAGUGUUGAGACAAAAUUGCAGGGAUUGGAUUCUGGGUGUAGGAGUGAGGGUGAUAAGGGUAAAACUGAGGUGGCUGUGAGCAUGAACUUGUUUAUGAGUCGAGCUCACCCAGUUGUGCAGUUUGAGAAUAAAGAGACAGAUACAAGUUUCAAGAAGAGAAAAUCAGACACUUCAUCCAUUCCAUUCUUCCCCAAAUCAUGUUCAGUUGAUAAGGAUCAUGUGCAGUCAGAGAUGUUUGAUUUUAGCCCUAGCUCUAUAGAAGAGCUAGAUCUGGAGCUAAGGCUUGGUCAUAGGUCCGAGGGAGAAUAUUAUCCCAACAAAACUCAUUGGACCUUGCAACGCAAUUUUUGUUUCUUCUUCUCCAUGCAUGAAUUAGGUACACACAAUGACAAUCUCUUUCAAUUAUAAUGUGUCGACUCCAACUUCCCUACCAAUUAACCAUAGCCACUCAAAUCUGCUGGAUAAUCGAUGCAGCUAGGUUGCGAGGUGAAAUAGUACUCUCUUUUUUCCUGAUGGAUACCUUCAAUGAGAAUUUGAUGGAACUAGAAUCGUAUCACUUAAAAUGCUCCAU
This is a messenger RNA of Vigna radiata var. radiata (mung bean), 1458 nucleotides long. Its product is annotated as probable transcriptional regulator RABBIT EARS. The record is from RefSeq and is a predicted model, not a curated record. Bases 273 to 1295 code for a protein of 340 amino acids. The transcript is spliced from 2 exons. NCBI's taxonomy places the organism in Eukaryota, Viridiplantae, Streptophyta, Magnoliopsida, Fabales, Fabaceae.